AUGCGCCUCUUGACCUCAUUAGCAGGGGCUCUCGCGCUCGUGAGCCAUGCGCACGCGCAUGGCGACCAUGCUCACCAAGCGGCUCCCUCGGUAGCAGCAGAUGCUUCCUGGGCAGAGAGACAUAUGGCUGGUGAGCAUGGACACUUGGACUGCCACCUUGAUGAACGCCGGUUGCUGACUGACAUACAUAGAGGAACACCACAUCUCUGCCUUCGAUGCCGGCUCCUUCUUCAACCUCCACGACUACGACAGCAGCAACGAAUGGACAAAAGACGACCUCCUCAAAACCUACGGUCUCAAAGACCCCUCCACCGCCCACAUCUCUGAUGCCGAAAAGUCGGCCGCCAUCGACCGCGUAAUCAAUACAUUCGACCGCGACAGGAGCGGAACAGUCUCCUUCGCAGAAUUCACCAUGGGCGAUGCGCAAGGCCUCAAGCUCCCUGAUCUCGGAUAUGGACCCGGCCACCACGGAGACGACGAGUACGAGUAUGAAAUCCACCAUUUCGAGAAAUAUCACGGAGAAGACACGACGGAAGAGGAUCUCAUUCACCCGGAAGAUAUUGAGCAUUUCAGGCAUCAUGAAGAGAUGGAAAUGGCGCAGGAAAGGCAAGAAAGGUUGGAUAAGAUGAGUAUCGUUGAGGCGAAUAUCCCGAGCAAGUUUCGCAAAGAAUUAUAA
This is a messenger RNA of Lecanosticta acicola, 676 nucleotides long. NCBI's taxonomy places the organism in Eukaryota, Fungi, Ascomycota, Dothideomycetes, Mycosphaerellales, Mycosphaerellaceae. The record is from the annotation of a GenBank genome assembly.